Molecule: messenger RNA, 2055 nt
Organism: Melampsora larici-populina 98AG31
Lineage: Eukaryota; Fungi; Basidiomycota; Pucciniomycetes; Pucciniales; Melampsoraceae
Product: family 22 glycosyltransferase
Exons: 7
Coding region: 1-2055 (684 amino acids)
Biological process (GO): protein N-linked glycosylation
Cellular component (GO): endoplasmic reticulum membrane
Molecular function (GO): alpha-1,2-mannosyltransferase activity
Source: RefSeq, a predicted model, not a curated record
AUGUUUCCAAACGCGCCUGGAACUCAAUCUCUAAGGUUUAGAGGUCCGACUACAGCUUCUUCUGAUGCUGCAAAUGCAAGUGAAAAAUUAAAGACUGGGGCUGGAAAGAAAGUUAUAAAAGAUACUUUGAUACGUGAACAACUUAAUCGAUUUUGUGGUGCAAUGUAUACUGCAAUCUCAGAUUGUGAUGAAACUUAUAAUUAUUGGGAACCACUUCAUUAUUUGAUUCAUGGUCAUGGUUUUCAAACUUGGGAAUAUUCUCCUCAAUUCUCGAUCAGGUCUUGGGCUUAUAUUUUGAUUCAUACUUUUCCUGCUUGGAUUGCAAGUAAAGUUUUCACUUUGGAUAAACGACCUGGAUUCUUUGCUAUCAGAGCUGCUUUUGCUUUGAUCUCGUCUUAUUGUGAAGCUAAAUUAUAUCGAGCUAUUGCUGAUCAUAUCAAUCUUAGAGCUGCUCGUUAUUUCUUGGCAAUCUCACUCUUUAGUGCUGGAAUGUGGAAUGCUUCGACUGCUUUCUUACCUUCGACUUUUGCUUUACAUGCAAUCACUUUAGCAUACUCUUAUAUUCUUGAACCAGUCAGUUCGAAACCCGAAGCUUCAAAACGUACAUUCAAUGCAGUCUUCUGUUUGGCUACAGCUGUGAUCCUUGGUUGGCCAUUUGUAGGAGUCUUGGCUUUACCUUUUGUAUUUGAAGAACUCAGUAUGUCAGGUGAAGAUGAAAUCAUGCCGGCUUCUCGUCCAGUAUGGGCGAUGCGUAGAUUUCAGAGACUUUUUAACUCUGGAAUCAUGGCACUUGUUCUGAUUGCUCUACCGGUCUUUCUCAUCGAUUCUCUCGCUUAUGGUCAACUCGUCUUCGUACCUCUCAAGAUUAUCCUUUAUAAUGUCUUUCCGACUCAAGGUAGUGGUCCUGAACUCUAUGGUGUCGAGCCUUGGUAUUAUUACUUCCUCAGUCUUGGUCUCAACUUCAACAUCGUCUCAAUCCUUGCUCUUGUAUCUCUACCUUGUCUUUGGCUCACGAAAACGUUUUCACCUACCGUUGGACUUAGACUUGGAACACGUCUUAGACAUGCACAUCAAUCCACGGCUUCUGAUUUAUUACUGAUCCGUCUUGCACCUGUUUACAUUUGGAUUGCAAUCCUGAGUCAACAACCUCAUAAAGAAGAAAGAUUUAUGUAUCCGAUUUAUACUUUGAUUUCAUUUAAUGCUGCUGUUACUCUUUCACUUGUCAGAGGUUGGUUUGAAGACGCUUUUGUCAAAGCUACUGCAUCUCCCUACCGCGCUGGUCGAACAAGUCUCUUUGGUCUAUUCACACGUUCGAUCCUAGCUAUUACCAUCUUCAUCUCAGCCGCACGAAUCUUUGCGAUUCAAAGAUACUAUCAUACACCAUUAGAUAUAGUCUUUCAUUUCCAAUACAAUGAAUUACCUGUUCGAGCCAUUCAAAGUUACCCAUCAUUUUAUCAAAAUUUAAAAUUAAAUACAUCCUUACCGAUCUUAGAAGCAUUAGAAUUUGCAGAAGAGACUGUAGAUCUAAGUGUCUUGAAAAACGAAAGAUUGAAUGUUUGUUUAGGUUCUGAAUGGUAUAGGUUUCCUAAUCGGUUCUUGAUACCUAAUGAGAUUGAUGUGAAGUUUAUUGAUGGUGGGUUUAAAGGACAAUUACCUGGUAGAUUUUUGAAUGAUGAAGAUGAACAGCUUAAGAAGAUUAAACUGUCACAGGAUGAGAUGGCUUUGGAUCGGUUUUGGCCUUGGCUUGGAACUAGGAUGAAUGGUAGUUCAUUUAAUUCGUUGAACUUACCUGAAUCUGAUCGAUUAGUUGAUGUAGAAAAAUGUGAUUAUGUGAUUACAUUAUUGAAUGAUGAGAUUUUAAAACAAGAAUCAAAAGAAUGGGGAGAAAUUUGUAAAUGUGAAAAGAUUUUAGAUAAUCCAAGAUCGAAUUGGUUGAGUAGAUUGAUUUGGAUUCCAUUUGUGAAAGUGUUUGAUGAUCUUCAAGAUGGUGGAUUGAAUAAGUUUUCAAAACUUUGUUUGAUUAAAAAGAAAAGCCUUGUUGGAUCAUCAGAUUAA